AUGAUGAGGCGAAAAGACUUUUAAAUUCUUCUCAGCCUAGGGGACAAGUUCUUAGCAGCUUGAUAAAGCUCAAAGAUAGUGGUCGUAUAAAAGGAUUGAUCGGUUGGGUAACCUUUGGUGUCAUUGAUGAUAAAUACGUUGUUGCGAUUUCAAUUGCCUGUCCUGCAUUGAACAAUAUCGUAGUUGAUUCUAUUGAAGUUGAACAAACUUGUAUAGAAUACCUUAAAAAGAAGAUUUAG
This is a messenger RNA of Funneliformis caledonium, 239 nucleotides long. The record is from the annotation of a GenBank genome assembly. Lineage: Eukaryota; Fungi; Glomeromycota; Glomeromycetes; Glomerales; Glomeraceae.